This is a messenger RNA of Lycium ferocissimum, 2523 nucleotides long. Its product is annotated as serine/threonine/tyrosine-protein kinase HT1-like. Gene Ontology annotation, molecular function: protein kinase activity; ATP binding. The transcript has 4 exons. The record is from RefSeq and is a predicted model, not a curated record. Lineage: Eukaryota; Viridiplantae; Streptophyta; Magnoliopsida; Solanales; Solanaceae. Gene Ontology annotation, biological process: protein phosphorylation. Bases 594 to 1952 code for a protein of 452 amino acids.
AGGAUGCUAUAAGUUUAAAUGGAGUUUCUGAUUUUUUCUUCUCUCUUUCCCCUCUUACGUUUAAUGUCUUAUUAAGGGAGAGGAAAGAGAGAUAAGUGGGAAAAAAAAAAAAAAAAACAAGAAGAAAGAAUACAAGAGUUUGUAUCAAAGAUGGGUUCUUUAAGAAAAUGCCCUUUAGGUUUUGAGAGAAGAUGGUGGGGUGUUUGACUUUGGAGCUGAAGAGGGUUUGUUUUGCUUUUUGAGGUAAUUGUUUGGUUGAUGGUACAUGAAAGUGGCAUUUGGUAGGUCUACAAGUUUUGCUGAUGAACUGUUGGUUAAAAAGUUUUGAUCUUUGGUUUUUUCCUGCUUUGGUUUUGGUGUUGAAAAAGUUGUUUUGAAGUUGAUUGGUCAUUUAUGGUUUAUAUGCACAUGUGUAUGAAGGUUGGGGUUUGAUUUCUUGAUUUACCACCACCCUUUGAUGGACUUGAAGAAACUCUCAGUAGAAAAGUUAGCAAAUUUCAUAGGGGAUUUGAAGAGAAUUCUUGAAUUUGAACCUUUGGAAAAGAACAGAUUUUUUAUUGGUUACCAGGUGUUCUAAUUAGGUGAUUAAAGAAAUGGAUGAAGAGGCUAAUUCUUGGAUUAGGAGAACAAAGUUUUCUCAUACAGUUUGUCAUAGGUUGGACAGAUUGGCCUCUAUUCCUAUUAGUACUGUUCAGUCAGGGGGGAGAAUUGCAGGUGCAAAAACUAGACCUGUUGGAACAGCUUCUCUUAAUUCAAGACCAGAGCCAAUAGUUGCGCCACUUCAGCGCAAUCCAACUACGAACAAACAUAGGACUGUAUCACCUCAUCCAGAAACAUCAAUUCCCGAUACCUUUAAGGAAGCUCGAUCUAGUCAGAAGAGAUUCUCAACUCCGCGUCCAGAAAGGAAAGAACUUGAGAAGAAAAUUGUGAGCAAGUCAUUUCACAAAGAUUCCCGUGAAAAAUCCAAAUCGCCUAUCUUAGGAUCUCCUGGUUCGAGAUCUUCAAGCCCCCUUCGGCAUUUCACAUCAUUCAAGUUCCAUGAGAAAUCAAAGGGCCGGAAGGAUUCAACAUGGAGUAGGUACAGUGGUAGGGUUAGUUCUGUUGAAACAGCUGAUGAAUAUACAAUUGAUCUAUCUAAGCUGUUUCUUGGGCUAAGAUUUGCACAUGGUGCCCAUAGUCAGCUUUACCAUGGGAAAUACAAGGAUGAAGCUGUUGCAGUUAAAAUUAUUAGAAUACCAGAUGAUGACGAAAUUGGAGCUUUAGCAACUCGAUUGGAGAAUCAGUUUAUUAGGGAAGUUACUCUGUUGUCUCGUCUCCACCAUCCCAAUGUUAUAAAGUUCAUAGGUGCAUGCAAACAGCCACCAGUUUUUUGUGUUGUUACGGAGUAUCUAUCGGAGGGUUCAUUGAGAGCACACCUGCAUAAGCUUGAGCAGAAGUCCCUAACCUUGGACAAAUUGAUUGCACUUGCCAUGGAUAUUGCUCGUGGAAUGGAUUAUAUUCACUCGCAAGGUGUUAUCCAUCGGGACCUCAAACCAGAGAAUAUACUUAUCAAUGAGGAUUUUCACCUGAAAAUUGCUGACUUUGGAAUUGCCUGUGAAGAGGCAUACUGUGAUCUCCUGGUUGAUGAUCCAGGUACUUACCGUUGGAUGGCGCCAGAGAUGAUUAAGAGAAAAUCAUAUGGCAGGAAGGUUGAUGUAUAUGGAUUUGGACUCAUUCUAUGGGAAAUGGUGGCUGGAACUAUUCCUUAUGAAGAUAUGACACCAGUACAGGCUGCUUUUGCUGUCGUAAACAAGACUUUUGCUUUGCAGGUCAGAGAAGAUAGCCGGGCCAAUGGUUCCGUACAUUUUAGAAGGAAAGAAGAUAAUGUGAUUGCCAUCCUGCACAUUGAAUUACUUGCUACUUAUUGCAUCAACUUGCAGAGAGUUUGGUUUUCCUUUCAUAUAGGUAUGUAAGCCCAUCUACCCCGCUACAUCUUGAAUGGAAAUUAAAUAUCUUCUCAUUUAUUACCCUACUGUUAUGUCCUGAUGCAUAUAUAUACACAUAAGGACCACAAAGUUGGUACUGAACUUUACUAAUGUUGCACUUGCAUUUCAUGAAAGUAUCGCAAUUCAUUUCCUUUCUAUUAAAAUAAUGAAAGGAAAGACAACUAGUUGGAUUAUCGUAUGUGUGCAUGAAUCCUGUAUAGAGGAUAUGUCAAAAACCAGUGGCUGUUCAAAAACCAGUGGCUGCAUCAAUUGGUUUUAUGACGUUCAAUGAACCAUCAUUUGCAUGGUCUCCGUGAUAUUGGUAAUGUGAUUAGAAUCUGUAAAAGAUGCAUUGUGAUUCCUUUUUGACAGUUUGAAGUGGAAAAGGUAGUGAUAUUUAUGUUGUGUGUUACUUUUCGAGUUUCACAUGUUAACUACUCUGAAUAUUUUUGAUAUCAUGGUUCAUGUGAAUUGAAGCUUUGAGAGGGCUUUGAGGAUUUCAGAUAUGUGGUCCUUACUUUUCUGUAUCUCACUAUAAUAAUUGAGAAGAUUUUUUCUA